This is a messenger RNA of Closterium sp. Naga37s-1, 906 nucleotides long. NCBI's taxonomy places the organism in Eukaryota, Viridiplantae, Streptophyta, Zygnematophyceae, Desmidiales, Closteriaceae. The record is from the annotation of a GenBank genome assembly.
AUGAAGAAGCAGCUUCGCGCCGAGUACGCGACGACCCAGCGGGUUGUGACCGAGCACGAGCAGGAGGUGCUUAGGCUCAUCGACCUGCGUCUGGACAUGAUCACGAGAGUGCAGCAGCAGGAGGGCGGGGCGGCUGCGCAGGAGGGUGGGGUCGGAGGGCAGCAGCAGGAGGGCGUGGUGGCUGCGCAGGAGGGUGGAGCGGGAGGGCAGGAGCAGGAGGGUGGGGAGGCUGCACAGGAGCGACUCGUCGCAGUAAGAAGGAGACACCGCACGGCCAGUGGCAGCGGACAGGCGGGCCCUUCGACGGCAGGCCAUUCGACGUCGGCCAUUGCAUCCGGAGACCAGGUCGUCGAGCUACUGCAGAGGGUCGCGGAGGUCGAGGCGUCGCAGAAGAAGCUCGUCACCGACAAGCUCGACGAGAUGAGUGGGAAAAUCAUCGAGGAGGUGGCAGCCGCCAUCACAAAAGCGAGCGAGGACGCGGUCGAGAAGCAGCUCAAGCUUGUCGAGGAGCGGCUGGUUGCUUCGGUCCUGAAGGGUAUUGAGAAAGCCGACAAGGAGGACUUGUUCUACUCCACCCUCCCGCCCGAGAGCAUGAAGGAGCUGAAGGACGUUGUGAGAGAAAGCUACCAAGAAGCUGAAGCUGGCAGAUUGGAAGUCCUCACCAAAGCGAUGGCAAGAGGGUUUCGGGGCUCGGCGGGCCCGUCGACGAGGUUGCGUCAGGAGGAGGGGGUGGCUGGUGUUCGCAGCGGGGUUGAGCGUCGAGUUCAUGAGCGUUCGGUUCCUCCUUCUUCGGUGGGAGGACAUGUCGGCAGCCCGGUAGCAUCCCCACCGUCGCGUGCCCGUCAGACCAUCGGCAAGUCCGUCGAGGACAAGGAUGUCAUCGUACUCGACCAAUCGCCCCGUUAG